AUGACUGCUGCCAUUGAAAAGCACGACGUGGCGACCACGUUAAACUACUGGGACGACCCGGGUGACGGAUCAAAGCCUACUCCCAUUUUUAUUGGCAAGGGCAGAAUCAGCAACAAACGACCACACAAGGCUUGGGAUUUCGUCGUCUCCGACAUCAGCGGCGACGAGGACCAAUACACGCUCGACAGCCACGGGUUCCAGUACUGCGAGAGCGCCAGCGCCGAGGAGCACUUCACCGACGAGGCGGCGAUCAAGCAGGGCUACUACGCCGAGUGCUCGGCGCUCGUCCGAGAAAUCACGGGCGCGCGCACGGUGCACAUCUUCAACCACAAGGUGCGCCGGGGCCCGACGCAAUGGCACCACCUCGGGCUGCACAACCUGGCGAACCGGGGGCCCGUGACGCGGACGCACGUGGACCAGUCGUACGAGGGCGCGGAGCGGCGUCUACGGUGGGAGCUGCCGGCGGAGGAGGCCGAGGACAUUGUGCGCCGGGGGCGGCGGUACCAGAUCAUCAACGUGUGGCGGCCGAUCCGGGCGAUCCGCAAGGACCCGAUCGCGGUCGCGGACGCGCGCUCGGUGCCGGACGCGGACCUGGUGGGCGCGGAGAUGACCGAGGACGGGUUCGUGGGCGAGUCGUGGGUGGUGAGGCACAACUCGGCGCACCGGUGGCACUACAAGCACGGCAUGACGCCGAGGGACGUGCUGCUGAUCAAGUGCUUCGACUCGGUGCAGGACGGGGUGGCGCGGCGGGCGCUGCACUCGGCGUUUGAGGAUCCGGCGUACAGGGACUGCGAGUCCCGGCAGAGCAUCGAGGUUCGGUGCCUGGUGUGCUACGACUGA
Cordyceps fumosorosea ARSEF 2679 is the source of this 840-nucleotide messenger RNA. RefSeq lists its product as hypothetical. The coding region runs from base 1 to 840 and encodes 279 amino acids. Lineage: Eukaryota; Fungi; Ascomycota; Sordariomycetes; Hypocreales; Cordycipitaceae. The transcript has a single exon. The record is from RefSeq and is a predicted model, not a curated record. Gene Ontology annotation, molecular function: oxidoreductase activity.